AUGGAACUCGAAAGUAGACAACAAUAUAUGAUAGACAAACAAAACGAGUUAAAAGUAAAACUAGAACAAUAUAAUAAAUGUAAGAAAAGAUGGAUUAGAGUUGAUUCUGUUUUCAAAACACUGAGUGUACUUCUAACAGUAGGAACAACAGUAGGAACGGCUGUAACUGGUGGAUUAAUGGUUCCAGUACUUAUCCCAGCUGUAUUAGCCGCAAUUACUGCUAUUCAAACUUCAUCUUGUGGGUUGAUUGCUAUAGGUUAUACAUCAAAACAGAAAUCUUAUUAUAAAAAGAAAACAGAAAUUUUAAAUACAUAUCUUAAUAAAUUAUUCAUAUUUUUACAAAGAUCAAGAGAAGAUAAGAACAUAACCAUUGAAGAAUUAGAAGAAUUCAAUGAAAUUCUAGAAAAAUUUGAGAUGGAAAUAUCAGCAAUAGAAGCUGUUUCCAAUACAUCUUUAACAUUUAAAGGACAAAUUGAAAUAGAUGGAGAGAUAUUUCAAGAUGGAAAGCACAAACAAUUUAUGAAACUUCUUGGUUUUAAUGCCAACACUUUUCAUACUAUCUUUAGAAAUAUGGAGGAAAAAUCUGACCGUUCUGAUUGGUACUUUACAGGAAGUAUCUUUUUACGUAAAGACAAUUUUAAAGAAAUUAAAAGAUCAAAAGUUAGAAGAGGAACUGAACUACUCAAAAAAAUAAAUGAAUAUAUAGAUUUAAAUCCUACAGAUAAUGUUCCAGAAGAAUUUUAUGAUAAACUAAUGAAUAUAGUAGAAAUAUUUGUAGAUGAAGAUUUACAGAAAAAAUGGAAAAGACAAGAAAUAACAAGCAAUAAUAAUUAUUUACAACAUAUUAAUUUCACAUGUUCCUAUCAACAUGAAACAUCUAGUUUAGCGGCAUGGGGUAAUUCAUCUAAUCUACCAAUGAAUUUGAGAAAGAUCACUGAUAUCAAUGUUGCAAAAUACACCAAAGAUAACUGGGAAUCUUUAAGACACGAAUGGGAACCAUAUGCAAAAAGAGAUACGUGUUGUCUUGGAAGUUAUUUGAUAAAAUAUAACCAAGUCACGAAAGAAGUUGUAAACCAAAAUAUGUCCAAUAAUCUAACGGCUCCAGCUUUAUCUUUUAAGGGUUGGUAUUAUUUGUAUCAUUACGAUAAAGAAAUGGUUGAAGAAGAAUGGAAACUACUAGAAUGGUUCCGAAACAUACUGAAAAAGAAAAUAUAUAAAAAGUUUAUUCACACACUAAUCUUUUUAUAA
This is a messenger RNA of Lottia gigantea (owl limpet), 1248 nucleotides long. RefSeq lists its product as hypothetical. Bases 1 to 1248 code for a protein of 415 amino acids. The transcript is spliced from 4 exons. NCBI's taxonomy places the organism in Eukaryota, Metazoa, Mollusca, Gastropoda, Lottiidae. The record is from RefSeq and is a predicted model, not a curated record.